This is a messenger RNA of Terrapene triunguis (Three-toed box turtle), 408 nucleotides long. RefSeq names its product histone H4-like. The transcript has a single exon. Bases 1 to 408 code for a protein of 135 amino acids. The record is from RefSeq and is a predicted model, not a curated record. Gene Ontology annotation, biological process: nucleosome assembly. Gene Ontology annotation, molecular function: structural constituent of chromatin; DNA binding; protein heterodimerization activity. Lineage: Eukaryota; Metazoa; Chordata; Testudines; Emydidae.
AUGCAGAUAAACGGACAAAGGAGCACAAGGAAACAAUGUAACAAUGCUGGUCAGCAUGUGAGGCAAUGGUCUCAGCUCAGUUGUGUGUGUGUGUGUGUGUGUGAUUUCACCAUAUCUGGUCGUGGUAAGGAUGGUAAAGGCUUGGGGAAGGGAGGUGCCAAGCACCACUGUAAAGUACUUAGGGAUAACAUCAAAGGUAUUAGCAAGCCAGCUAUUAGUCACUUGGCUCAACACGGGGGGGUGAAGCAUAUUUCGGGGUUGAUCUACGAAGAGACCUGUGGAGUGCUGAAGGUGUUCUUAGAGAACAUGAUCUGCGAUGCUGUCACUUACACUGAACGUGCCAAGCGAAAGACUGUAACCGCUAUGGAUGUGGUUUAUGCUCUGAAGUGCCAGGGUCGUACUCUCUAA